Copidosoma floridanum is the source of this 1484-nucleotide messenger RNA. RefSeq lists its product as uncharacterized. Lineage: Eukaryota; Metazoa; Arthropoda; Insecta; Hymenoptera; Encyrtidae. Gene Ontology annotation, cellular component: extracellular matrix. The record is from RefSeq and is a predicted model, not a curated record.
AUGGCGCUACUGAAAUUGUCCUUCACGGUCCUGACGGUCCUCGCGGCGUCGUCGAGCGCCCUGCUGGUCAAGCAAGGCCCGAUCGCUCCCCUGGGGCCCGUGGUGCCACCACCGCCCCUGGGUGAUGGGCCCUUGGUCAAGCCGGCCGAGCACGACGACGUGGCCCCGCAGUACAGCUACGCCUACGACGUCCAGGACGCCCUGACCGGGGAUACCAAGAGCCAGCACGAGAGCCGGGAGGGUGGCGUCGUCAGGGGUGGGUACUCGUUCAUCGAGUCGGACGGUAGUCGUCGUAUAGUCGACUACGUGGCGGAUCCAGUGAACGGGUUCAACGCGGUGGUGCGCAAGGAGCUGGGGGUUGCGCCGCCAACGGGUCCUCUGGGACCGGCCAAGCUGCCCGUGCACCCGAACGGCCUAGGACCGGUCGUGCCCGGGCAUCUGCCCUACGGUCAUCUUAACGCUGUCGCCAACCCAGCCAACGCUUACGUGUCGGUGGCGGGCCACUCUGGCCUAGCCCGUCCGUUCGGCUUCAACCACCUCGCCUACCCAGCUCACCCCUACAACAACCAUCUCUUGGCUGCCCAUCAUCACCCCUACAACAACCAUCUCUUGGCUGCCCAUCAUCACCCCUACAACAACCAUCUUUUGGCUGCCCACCAUCACCCCUAUGGCUACGCCGGUGCCCCUGUAGCCCCGGUGGUGGCACCUGCACCCGUCGUUGCGCCCAUUCAGCCGGCCCUACCACCGCAGAAGCAUUUGGCCAUCGGACGCUACGGAUACGCCAUCACCAACGCCCCUUUCAACUACGCUUACCAGCACUAAUUUCGGGCCUUCCUAUGGAGCCUACAUAUGAGGCUUCGGGUGAAAGCGUUCACUAGUUUUUUUUUCCUUGCUUCAAUUUUUUGCAACAGUUCGGGCCUACUCUUCGGAAAGAAUAUAUAGAAUCCGUUGACAUUCCUCGCUUCACGGAGAUUUAUACGUUUCGGUUAUGAUUAUUCAUGUAUAUCAUUUUUGUUCUUACCGUAUGAGCUUGAGUUGAAACAUUUUUUCGGGUAAAACGACAAGAAGAUAACAGCUAGGUGAUGUAAAAAAGGCUUUUUGCAACAUGGGCGUGAUUACAUUCGUUUUUUGAAAUUUUUUUUUUUUUACAGCGAAAAUGUGAAUCACAUGAGUUAUCUUUUCUAACAAAGUCCAUUAGAGCAUCAAAAGGCUACGUUGUUAAGUUGCAUCUUGAGUAGUUUUUGAAAUAAACUUCCCUGUAAAAAACUCUGAACAUAAAAUGUAAAAAAAAUAUAUAUGUGUAUAUAGUUUGUCCCUUAUGUGUACAAAAAUAAAUACUCCGUGAAAAUUUUUGUAUCAUUUAAUUGUUCUUCGAGCAAAAAUAAGCAAACUUGAUUAGCGUAUUAUUAGUAGUAGUGCGCUGAUUUGAUUCAUUUUUUUAUGUACAGUUCUUUUUCUUAAUAUUCAUAAAUGACCUAAUAGGG